Molecule: messenger RNA, 2529 nt
Organism: Penicillium diatomitis
Lineage: Eukaryota; Fungi; Ascomycota; Eurotiomycetes; Eurotiales; Aspergillaceae
Product: exo-1-4-beta-xylosidase bxlB
Exons: 3
Coding region: 1-2529 (842 amino acids)
Biological process (GO): xylan catabolic process; arabinan catabolic process
Cellular component (GO): plant-type cell wall
Molecular function (GO): alpha-L-arabinofuranosidase activity; xylan 1,4-beta-xylosidase activity
Source: RefSeq, a predicted model, not a curated record
AUGACUCCCCAGUACUGUGCCAACUGGUGUGGUGAGCGAGGUUUUUCAUACAGUGGUGUUGAAUUUGGAAAGCAGUGCUUCUGUGAUACGGAGCCUAAUCUCAGCGGCGCAACUCUUACAAAAGACACAGCUUGCAACUCUGCCUGUGCUUUGGAACCGUCUAGCUCCUGCGGAGGGACUUACAUUAUGUCCCUCUAUCAGAUCUCAAAUCCCCGUGGCGGAAGUCCCGAUACCCGAUUUGUACCCGCCUGCCAGCGGAACCCGUUGAGCCGACACCCAGUAUGCAAUACCACUCUAAGCAUAGCCGAAAGGGUUAAGUCACUCGUCGACUCCUUGACCGAGGAAGAAAAGAUCUUGAACGUAGUCGAUGCUUCAGCGGGGUCGUCACGGCUGGGGCUGCCAUCCCAUGAAUGGUGGAGCGAAGCAACUCAUGGCGUGGGAUCUGCGCCGGGCGUGCAGUUUACUCGUCCACCCGCCAAUUUCAGUUGGGCAACCAGUUUCCCAGCUCCAAUCCUGACGGCAGCGGCUUUUGAUGAUGCGCUGGUCCGGAGUAUCGGCGAGGUCACUGGUAGGGAAGGGCGCGCUUUCGCGAAUUAUGGAUUCUCUGGCUUCAACUUCUGGGCUCCCAACAUCAAUGCUUUCAGAGACCCUCGUUGGGGAAGAGGCCAGGAGACCCCGGGUGAGGACAUUCUCGUGGCACAGAACUAUGUUCGGGGAUUCGUGCAAGGUCUUCAAGGCGACAACCCUCACGAGAAACAGGUCAUUGCUACAUGCAAGCACUUCGCGGUCUAUGAUGUCGAGACUGAUCGUUAUAGCGACAACUUCAACCCUUCUCCGCAAGACCUGGCAGAGUUUUUCUUGCCGUCGUUCAAGACCUGUGUUCGGGACAGUGGUGUAGGCAGUGUGAUGUGCUCCUACAAUGCCGUUCUGGGCGUUCCUGCCUGCGCAAGUGAGUAUCUGCUGGAAGAUGUUCUCAGAGUUCACUGGAACUUCACCGCGGAUUACAACUAUGUUGUGUCGGAUUGUGACGCGGUGACAAACAUCUACCAGUCUCACAACUUUACCGAUUCAUUUGAAGCAGCAGCAUCCGUCGCUCUGAAUGCUGGAGUGGAUUUGGAGUGCGGAACCACGUACCUGAAACUGAAUGAGUCCCUUGCGGAUAAUCAGACAUCGACGCAGACACUGGAUCGCGCAUUGACGCGAUUGUACUCGGCGCUUUUCACGGUCGGCUUCUUCGACGGGGGCAAGUACACGGACCUUAACUUCGCGGAUGUUGCCAACCCGAGUGCUCAGAUUCUCGCUUACGAUGCCGCAGUGGAAGGCAUGACGCUUCUCAAGAAUGAUGGCCUUCUACCUUUUGGUACAAGUACAAAGCACAAGUUCAAAGGCGUCGCUGUCAUCGGGCCUUUUGCGAAUGCCACCACUCAGAUGCAGGGGGAUUACUCGGGAAUCGCCCGAGCUAUUCUGAGCCCGCUGGAAGCAUUCAAAAACAUGGGAGAUUGGAAAGUCAACUACGCUCUAGGAACCACGAUCAGCAAUGAGACUACUAUAGGAUUCGAUGCGGCAAUGGCAGCCGCAGACGAGAGCGACCUGGUUGUUUUCCUCGGAGGUAUCGAUAAUACCUUGGAGAAUGAGGGUCUUGAUCGCAAGAAUCUCACCUGGCCCCAGAACCAGCUUGAUCUGAUGACAAAAUUAUCGCAGACAAAAAAGCCGAUGAUUGUGGUACAGUUUGGCGGUGGCCAAGUCGAUGAUAGCGCGUUAUUGCAAAAUGCGGGUGUGAACGCAGUCGUUUGGGCUGGAUAUCCGAGCCAGAGUGGUGCCACCGCACUUGUUGAUAUUCUGCAAGGCAAGGUAUCUAUUGCUGGCCGGCUGCCGGUCACCCAGUAUGCCGCCAGCUAUGCCGAUGAGGUCAGCCUCUUCGACAUCAAUCUUCGACCGAACACGAACAGGUCAUAUCCCGGACGAACGUACAAAUGGUACACUGGGACGCCCGUUCUUCCGUUCGGCUUUGGACUCCAUUACACAGAAUUCAAUUUUGAGUGGCGGAAAGGAACCUUGAAAGAGGAGUACAACAUCCAAAAGCUUAUUGAGUCAUGCCAGAAGAAGACCGAUUUCAUCGUCAAUGACAACACCCCCUUUGCUUCCGUCAAAAUCAACGUCAAAAAUGUGGGACAAGUUGAUUCUGACUAUGUCAGUUUGCUCUUUCUUUCCAGCAAAGACUCGGGACCAGCUCCUCGACCCCGAAAAACACUGGUCGCCUACUCCCGUCUGCAUGGCAUCAAGAAGGGCGAGGAACAAACCACCAUGUUGAAUUUGACAUUGGGUUCACUGGCCCGAGCGGACGAGAACGGAAGCUUGGUGAUCUUCCCAGGUCAUUACAAGAUUGCAUUGGACAAUGACGAGAGCUUGACAUACGAGUUCGAUCUUAGAGGAGAUGCCCAUGUAAUUGAGACUCUCCCUGGACCUCAGGAGGAAUAUCAUUACACGGUGCCCGUUCAUAUUCAAGCCCCGACGGUUGGGCCACAAUGA